UGCGCCGAUGACGUGGGCACGUGGAUCCCGGCACAUGUUGACGCUCGUAAAGUGAGCGGGGGAAGAGCGAAAGCGAGGAAGAAAGCGCAAGCAAACGCACACGCAAGGCGACACAAGCUAAAGGCAACGCACGCCCGGCUGGAGUUGACGUGCGGAUGCGAGUGCGACCGAGUUGAGACCGGUCGCCCAAAUGCUACUCGGCUCACCCUGCACGGCUCACUGACGGAAACAAGUCGGCGGCGAAACCCAGCUACUAUUGUUGUGUUUUGUAUCGUGAAAGCACCGAGUGGAGGAGAUGCAGUCCCAGGGCAGCACGUCGUCCCAACCCUCCUUGGACUCACUCAGCUCCAGCGACAGCCUCCUCUUCAGCGACUCUGACAACGCCGACGUCUUCCUAACCGACGCCUCUUCCUCGGCCCUCCUGGAGGCAGCGGUGGCGGCGGCGGGUCCGAUGGCGGGGGGUCCGGCGGCGGCCGACGCCCGCGCCGGCCGGGCCGCUAACAGCCCCGCCUCGCAGUGGGCCUGUGACGGCUACGCCGACAAAGAGCAAGAGGAGGAGGACGGCGCCUCGCCGGCCCAGAAUCCUAAGUCGCAGGGCGACCUGCUGUUUGCUCAGAAGUGUGCUGAGCUUCAGGGUUUCGUCAGGCCCCUGCUGGAGCUGCUCAACGGGCUCAAGAAGGGCCGAUUUGACCGUGGUCUGAGUAGUUUUCAGCAGAGCGUCGCCAUGGAUCGCAUCCAGCGGAUUGUGGGGGUCUUGCAGAACCCAAACAGCGGGGCGCGCUACCUCAACACGCUUCUCCAAGUGGAGAUGAUGCUGAAGCUGUGGUUUCCUCAGAUCGCCGCCCUCCCGCCGUCAUCUGCCGCUGCCGCCACUUCACCCGCCUGCCCCGCAGCGGACGCCACGCCCCCGCACAAGCACAGGGAUCAGUUGCAUAUCCCGGUCAAGAAACGCCGACUCAGCUGGACAGGAACCGACUCCCCUACGUCCUCUCCGGGCCUCCCCAAGUGCCCUCGCCUUAGUGCGCAAGAGAAGCAUCUUCCAGACGACAGCGAGGAAGAGACACAAACGGAAGCCACGGAAGGCGGCCCCUGCCCCCCACCACCAGCACCCCCCCUCCUCCUCCUCCUCCGUCGUUGUUAUUGCCGCCGCCACACCAGAAUUCUGCAAAGGGAAACGCCAGCGACUCUGACGGUUCGGGUAACCUGUCAGAGUACAAAACGGCUUGUGGUUCUGAGCCCAGCCUCACGUGGGUGCACGUUGCCCCCAUCCUGUCCCCGAGGAAGACGGGCGCGGCAGCGGCGGCCACGCAGGACAGCGCCGUGUCCUCCACCACGCCCCCCGAGCACAGCAAGAAUCUCGAGAAAGCCGCACGCUGCCAAAGCCACGCAGCCGCUGCCGACGAGCAAGGAGGUGAAGACCAUCAGGACCCGGGCGCGCCCUCUGAGACCUGAGUGAAUAACGCAGCCAGAGCAAAAUCAAACGCGUGUUGAUAAUCACAAAUUGUGUCAAAAUGUGCAAAGAAAUCAUGGAGGAGAGUAGCAAGUCAAGUGAAAUCUCAAACAAGAUGACUUAGUGGAGCACUUCCUGUCAGGAGAGGAAGUGGCAGACACCUUUUACAGGUUGUACAUAUCCACAGCAAGAAAAAAAGCAAAUGGCGUUUGUACUUGACUGGACCAGUGAUGCAUUCAAGGAUUUUGGAGACUAUGGGGAGAAAGGAAACGAUGUCAUCAACUCACGAAUGUAAUCGGAGAUCACCGUUAAUUUAUCUGACACUGCAUUUAUUUAUUAUUCUUGGUAUUUAUUUUUCAGGCAGCUGAGGAAAACGCACAGCGAGGGCGUCAACCUUUUUUUUACUACAUUGUUGACACGUGUGUUUUUCUUUUUGAACCGUCGGACUACUGUGCCUUUUACCAAAUAGGAUGUGUUUGUUUUUUUUGUUUUUCAGAAGGAACAAUUGGUGCUGGGAGUGCAUUUCUAUUAUGUUUUGAUUGUUUGCUUUUAAAACAACAACAAAAAAGACAACAGCACAACACAUCUUGACAGUAGUCGCCUGGAACAUACUGGACAGUACUUGUAACAUAACAUAACAGCGUCCUGCACACUCAUUAGCCUAAUAGCGUAAAUGACCAAGUCAUUUUUCCACGUUUUCCAGGAAACAAGAGUUCAAUUUAACCUUUGCCAGUACCACGAAACACUGGUCAUUUUUACUGGGACUUUUGCAGUAAGUUCAAAAUAUUACACAGGUAUUUAUGCUAGUCAGCUAAUGAUUGUUAGCUGACUAGCAAAAACAUUUUGAAUAUUGCUGUAAAUUUGGUUCAAAUUUUGCAGAUAACCAUAACUGACAAUCUACAAAUGCUGACUUUGCCAAUUGCGCUACGCUAACGAUCUGUUCCAAUUCAUAAACAUGCCUCCAUCUUGUCAGCAGAGGCUAAUCUGCUAGCCUUUUAUUUUUUUCCCCUGCUUCCGCCCGAAUUGAGGGAUCGAAGGAGGCGCACUGAAGGCUGAUGCAACUGCAAAACUUGAAAUGAUAGAAAAAUG
Syngnathus acus (greater pipefish) is the source of this 2539-nucleotide messenger RNA. RefSeq lists its product as uncharacterized. Gene Ontology annotation, biological process: circadian regulation of gene expression; negative regulation of DNA-templated transcription. Lineage: Eukaryota; Metazoa; Chordata; Actinopteri; Syngnathiformes; Syngnathidae. The record is from RefSeq and is a predicted model, not a curated record. The transcript has 6 exons. Bases 296 to 1456 code for a protein of 386 amino acids. Gene Ontology annotation, molecular function: RNA polymerase II cis-regulatory region sequence-specific DNA binding. Gene Ontology annotation, cellular component: nucleus.